This is a messenger RNA of Octodon degus (degu), 374 nucleotides long. RefSeq names its product protein FAM24A-like. The coding region runs from base 81 to 374 and encodes 97 amino acids. The record is from RefSeq and is a predicted model, not a curated record. Lineage: Eukaryota; Metazoa; Chordata; Mammalia; Rodentia; Octodontidae. The transcript is spliced from 3 exons.
CUGAGCUUCUGAAGAGAGUUCUUCAACUUGGAUCUUAAUAAUUGGAUUUUUCUUUCUCAAAUUAAAGAGGAAGUUCUGGUAUGACUACAUCUUUUGACCUCCGGACAAUGAUUCUAAUCAUCAUUUGCAGCGCGAUCCUGCUGGCCAUGCUGGUGCUAACAGGUGUUGUCAUCUGUCUUUAUGUCAAUCUGACCAAGGCAAUGAAGGCUGCAAAGGAAUAUGAUCCCGAGGCUAACUUGGCCAAGGACCGUCUCAUGCUGGCUGAAGCCGCCAUGGAUUCUUGUCCUGGCCUUCAAUACUGUGAUGAAUGCAAAAUGUAUGCAGAUUAUGAGCCCCUGCCACCUUGCUUGUGUGACAUGAAUGAGGGACUGUGA